Penaeus monodon (black tiger shrimp) is the source of this 1636-nucleotide messenger RNA. RefSeq lists its product as uncharacterized. The coding region runs from base 88 to 726 and encodes 212 amino acids. Gene Ontology annotation, cellular component: Golgi membrane. The record is from RefSeq and is a predicted model, not a curated record. Gene Ontology annotation, biological process: vesicle-mediated transport; protein secretion. Lineage: Eukaryota; Metazoa; Arthropoda; Malacostraca; Decapoda; Penaeidae. The transcript is spliced from 7 exons.
UUUGUCGAGUAAUCUGACAUCGGUUUGUUGACAUCAUCAGUUCGGACCUUCUGCUACGAGGUAGACGUUCAGCCACGUCUGUUCACCAUGGCAAACAAUGUACCUCUUCUAGACAAUGAUGACACACUUGGCUUUGGAGAAGAAGAUGAACCAAAAGGAAAACUCAAGCAUCCAGUUGUUACGCUUUUCCAUCUGAUAUUCCGAGUGUCGGCUCUGGUGGUUUAUCUGUUUUGCGGAUGGUAUGGUAGUGGAUUUAUUGGUGCUUUUGUGACCAUUGUCCUACUGGUUUCAAUGGACUUUUGGACUGUAAAAAAUAUUACAGGGCGUCUCAUGGUUGGUCUACGAUGGUGGAACUACAUUGAUGAUGAAGGCAAGAGUCAUUGGGUAUUUGAAGCUCGAAAGGGUGGUCUUCAGGGUCGAGUGUCGCCAGUUGAAGUGCGGGUCUUCUGGGCUACCCUUGUAGCCUUCCCAGUUCUUUGGUCCAUCCUCUUUCUCAUUGCAGUCUUUUCACUCAAGUUCAAGUGGGCUGUAAUUGUUUUGAUUGCCCUUACCUUGAGUGGAAGCAACAUGUAUGGAUAUAUUCGCUGUAAACUUGGGAAGUCUGAUAGUCUUACAGAAUCAAUGAAAAGUAUGGCCACAGGAUUGGUGCAGAAGCAGAUGCUUGGUAGUGUAACCAACAUGUUUGCCCGCACACCCCCAACCAAUGCCCCAAGUAGUACGGUGUAGUGAAGAAUGUCAUAACCUAUCAAAUCUCAUUAUUGGUUGGAAUUUUUGUAUAAGUAAUUUAUACUUAACUCCUUUGACUGUAAUAGCAUUGGUAGAAGUAAAGUAAUUAGUAUUUUUACAAUUUUUCAAUAAUAUUUUCUGUGUCAAACUAUGUUAACAAAUUGUUAUGACACACCGUAAAAAUAUUCAUGUAACAAAGAGGUGAAUAAAGUACAUUUGAGAAUAUGAAAUGGUUUGAUUAUAUGAUAUACAGUGAACGAACAAAUUUUCUUUAUGUAUGUAUAUGUAUGCUCUGGUGGUAUCUAUUUAUUACUGUAAACUGUUGUAAUCUGAAGAAGUGCCUCUCUUUCAAAUAAUUGGCUUACUUUAUUCUGUCAUUCCAGUCUUUUUAUGAAAAAGAAAGCAGUUAUUGCUUUGUGUGUGUGACUGUGAUUGUAGCUUUCAUUACAUGUAUAUGUUUUAUGUUAUAUGCUGUUUUUUGCAGGUUGUUUAAUAGGAAACUUGUUUGGGAAAUAUAAAAAUUAGGCACAAAACUUACAUUUAACAAGAGUGUAACUGCACAAUAAUCUGGAUUAGAUAAAUGAAAAAUGUUCACCUUCUAUUUUUCAAUCUGGGGAAGUUUUGUUUAGUUUUUAUUUGCAUAUGGGAAAAGAGUGUGUGUGAGGGAGUGCCAGCAUUAUUAAGUUUAGUUAAAAAAUAUAUAUAUCAUUUACUUGCCUUUGUCAUUCUUAUCAAAUAUUAUUUUGUGUUUUGUUUACACAGUAUGCAUGGCUGCCCUAAGCAGUAUUUUCUUUAUCUGCUACUUUAUAUAUUUUCUUGUUACUGGUGAUCUUCAAGAGGGCACCUUUUCAAAUAUAUUUUUAGUAUGUAAAUCAGAUAAAUUAUAUGUGAUUUAAAAUGCCUUCCAAAA